Molecule: messenger RNA, 826 nt
Organism: Helianthus annuus (common sunflower)
Lineage: Eukaryota; Viridiplantae; Streptophyta; Magnoliopsida; Asterales; Asteraceae
Product: homeobox protein knotted-1-like 2
Exons: 4
Coding region: 131-649 (172 amino acids)
Cellular component (GO): nucleus
Molecular function (GO): DNA binding
Source: RefSeq, a predicted model, not a curated record
GCAUGAUCAUCAUGACCGAUGAGACUACACAUUCAGGUGCUGCUGCACCUUUUUUUCUUCUUGUUCGUACGCUAAAUUCACAUCGUCUCUUUUUGUUUGUUCCAAUCAUGCACCAAAGUGUUAUUGAUUGAUGGAGGAAGUGUACGGAUUAAUGAGUUACCAAGAGCAAGUUCAACAACAAACGGAGGUUCGCCAGAAACGAAGGAUUCCAACAGUGUUUGGAUCAGGCUCCAGUAGUAAUAAUAACAACAAUAAUAACACAAGCAGUAGAUUAGCUGAAGAUGAUAUCUCAUCAGCAAAUCGAGCCAAAAUCAUGUCUCAUCCACUUUACCCUAAGUUGCUUCAAGCUUAUAUUGCUUGCCAAAAGGUUGGAGCUCCACCGGAUAUAGCUAAUUUGUUCAACGAAAUCUUUAGAGAGAAUGAUUUUAGGCGGAGAUCCAGUGCGUGUUCCUGCGUUGGCGAUGAUCCAGAGCUUGACCAAUUCAUGGAAACUUACUGUGAGAUGCUGGAUCGGUACAGAUCGGAUCUCGCUAAACCGUUUGAUGAAGCAACGAUGUUUUUUAGCAAUAUGCAAACUCAACUUUCUGAUCUGUGUAAUGGAGCUUCUGUAACUAACCACACAGGAAGCAGACAAAAUAGCAUUGGCUGAAUCAACAGGGUUGGACCAAAAACAAAUAAACAACUGGUUCAUAAAUCAAAGGAAACGUCAUUGGAAACCAUCGGAGAAUAUGCAGUUUGCAGUCAUGGAUAACCUCUAUGGAACAUCGUUCAUUGUCAACAAUUAAUCCAAUCAAUCUCGAAUCUAUUAAUUAUUAGUUAGUUUAAU